GCGGCCGGAUCGCUUCCGGAGCGCGACCUUCCCGGCGAGUGGGAGCGCGGCCGUGCGCGGCUCUGCCUCUCCCGGAGCUGCGGCACCGCGGGCAGGGCGGCAGCGGCGAGGAGCGCUCGGCCAGCGCCGCGUGUUGCCGGGAUGGCGGCGCCGACGAUGGAGGAGAGGAAGGCGUGCUGGGGGGCCCGGGACGAGUUCUGGCAGUGCCUGGACAGGCACGGCGAUGAGGCCGCCGAGUGCGAGAAGCUGCGCCGCGCGUUCGAGGCGCGCUGCCCGCAGCAGUGGGUUAAACACUUUGACAAAAGAAGAGACUUUUUAAAAUAUAAAAAGAAGCUUGAAACGGAAGGGUAUCAUCCUCCAGAAGCUGCUGGAAAGUCUUAGGAACUCUGCUCUCAAAAUAAAUCAAGUGAGAGAAACUACAGAAGGAAGAAGCCAGAGAAAGCAACAGAAGCUGCUUGAGUGCAAGAACUGGUAAUGUAGCAGUCGCCCUGAAAUGCAGACUGCUCUUCUUGUUGCCAGGUCUCACGUGUCUGCUAAAAAAAGGGUCAUUGACAGUUCUGAUGAGUUUUUAUGUCAAAUACGGUGCAGGGCUGUUCACAAAUUUAAGGGUUUGAAUAUAUAAUUAGUAAAAUUGUUUCACAGGAAUGAAUGAUUAUUUAAAAUUGCAAUGUACAUAUUCUAAAGAGAAAAUGAAAUUGUUUUCCAGUAAGUGAACCAGCUUUUUGCUAAAAUAAAAAAGUCCAUUCCAA
Ficedula albicollis (Collared flycatcher) is the source of this 749-nucleotide messenger RNA. Its product is annotated as cytochrome c oxidase assembly factor 6 homolog. NCBI's taxonomy places the organism in Eukaryota, Metazoa, Chordata, Aves, Passeriformes, Muscicapidae. The transcript has 2 exons. Gene Ontology annotation, biological process: respiratory chain complex IV assembly. Gene Ontology annotation, cellular component: mitochondrion; respiratory chain complex IV. The record is from RefSeq and is a predicted model, not a curated record. Bases 142 to 381 code for a protein of 79 amino acids.